This is a messenger RNA of Carassius gibelio (silver crucian carp), 507 nucleotides long. Its product is annotated as monocyte chemotactic protein 1B. The record is from RefSeq and is a predicted model, not a curated record. Lineage: Eukaryota; Metazoa; Chordata; Actinopteri; Cypriniformes; Cyprinidae. Gene Ontology annotation, cellular component: extracellular region. Gene Ontology annotation, biological process: immune response; chemokine-mediated signaling pathway; lymphocyte chemotaxis. Bases 79 to 387 code for a protein of 102 amino acids. The transcript is spliced from 3 exons. Gene Ontology annotation, molecular function: chemokine activity; CCR chemokine receptor binding.
CACAUCAGCUCUGAGAUCUUCAAGCUCUACAGAACUUCUACAGACUCUUUCUGUCAUUGUGAAGAAACAUCUUGAAGAAUGAGAAGCCUGAUGUGUUUGCUGUUCCUGGUGAUCUUCUGCGCUCUGCAGAUGACUUCAAACGCUACCUCUUCAAUUGAUUUGGCAAACUCAAUCUGUUGUGGAGAGUUCAGUAAAGUGAAGGUUCCUGUGAAUAAGGUGGUGUCUUACUAUUGGACCAGCAGCAUUGUCCCACACCACUGUCCCAUACGCGCUAUUGUGUUUAAGACAAUUGCAGGGAAAGAGUACUGUGUUGAUCCAAAGACCCCCUGGGUGAAGAGUCAUGUUGAUAAAGUGGACAAAAGAACAACAACUGCUACUAAAGCAUAAACUCAGAGUCUCACAGUCUAAAAGAAGCUACACUGUUUCUAUUUAAAAUGUGCAUUUCAUAUUGUAUAUUUAAACAUUGUGCUAUUCCCAUUGUGUAUUUAAAAUAUAUAUAUUUUUUUA